GCCAGUCUUCGUCGGACGUGCGAGGUAGCGUCCACCCUCAAACGCUGCGGUGUUUAUGACGACUCUAUCUGGAUUAUUUAGGCGUUAAAACUUGGAUAUUGUUCGCAAAUUCGUCGCAGAGCAACAAUGUUGACUAGUUUAAGGACCUUGAAAGUGCUAACAGGUCCACAGUGACUACAGCCUGUCCCCCAGUAUCCUCCUGCACCAGCCUUUGAAGUGAGGCCAGGAGUGUGUUUUUCUCCAGCCAGUCUCCUCCCUGCUGCCUUCAAAGCGUCUCCAGACAAACACUUUUUUGUGCUGCCAAGGACACAGAAAGCAAGUGAGACAAGGACCCAGGAAAACAGCAAGACAGUGGGACCUGCCAAAGGAAAUAAGUUAGUCCUAUAAAUCUUUAGAGGGAUUAUUCCACUUCACAGGACAUAGACAUGGGGAACCAGUUAACAGAAAUUGCCCCUAGCACGGCCUUCCUCCCCAGCUUCCAGUCUUUACACAUAGUGGUGAUAGGUUUGGACUCUGCAGGGAAAACCUCCCUCCUCUACAGACUCAAGCUACGGGAGUUUGUUGAGACGAUCCCCACCAAAGGCUUUAACAUGGAGCGGAUCAAAGUGCCCAUGGGGAAAACCAACACCACCAUGUUACAGGUGUGGGACGUCGGCGGUCAAGAGAAACUGAGGCCCCUCUGGAAGUCGUACACCCGGAGGACAGACGGGCUGGUGUUCGUGGUGGACGCAGCUGAGGCGGAGCGCAUGGAGGAAGCCAAGGUGGAGCUCCACCGGAUCACCCGGUUGGCAGAGAACCAAGGGGUGCCCGUGCUGGUUCUGGCAAACAAACAGGACCUGGAUGGAGCCAUGUCUGCUUCAGAGGUGGAGAAGGUGCUGGCCCUCCAUGAGCUGAGCUCCUCCACGCUGCACCACUCACAGGGCUGCUCGGCGCUGGAUGGUCAGGGCCUGGAGCCCGGCCUGGAGAAGCUCUACGAGAUGAUCCUGAAGAGGAAGAAGAUGCUCCGACACAGCAAGAAGAAGAGAUGAGGCGGAGGAUGGCAGCAGUGCUGGGGAUAGAGGUUAUUUUUUAACCACUGCUUGUCUGAGGACCUUCUGAGCAGCCAUGUCUGUGAGACUUUUGGAUCUUCAGUGGGAGAAAGCAGAGGGGAGCCUGUCAGUCACACAAGUUGGGAAGUUUCAACCAAGAUCAAACUCUGGCUUUCAAGUCUGUAGCUGAGAACACAUUCCUUCACCCUCUAGACAUUUGAGCAGACAUUCUUCCUUUGGGAUUGUUUCUGCUCUGCACUCUUCCCUCUCCUCACUUCCCACCCUUGAAGGUGCACGACAGAGACAUACAGCUGUGCAAUAUAUGUUGAACACUCACUGAUGCACUCACUCCAAUACUGAAGGAUAUUUUGUAGCACUACUUGUAGGAACUGUAGUGCCAACAGAAAAUUGCAGGCCUGGCCCGUGCCUAGCUCCUGUUCUUUUCAGAGUUUCAAUGAAACACGUUGCUCUAAAUCUUUAUGUUGCAUGAUGUUCACCCAAAUACCUGCUUGGGAAUAUUAAGACAACACUUUUGUUGAUCAAAAGAAGACUAUUGUGAUUAUUGUAGUUUAGAAAGUGCCCGGUGUUCAGUUUGGUGUGACAUUGGGACUACAAAGUGACAUUUACAGACUGACACACUGAGGCUGCUGAAUCCAGCUGUGCAAGUUUAGAUUGUUUUUCACUCCUCACCAAAGUUGUUUGCUUGUCACAGGUCGGUGUAUUUCAGGGUCGGCUGAAUGGUUGGUUCAAACAAGAAACUGUUUUUAUAUCGUGUACAUUUAAAAUGUCAGCAUAUAAAUAAAUUAUUGAGCAUCUUUGGACUUAUGUUCUGAAAA
This is a messenger RNA of Micropterus salmoides (largemouth bass), 1864 nucleotides long. RefSeq names its product ADP-ribosylation factor-like protein 4D. Gene Ontology annotation, molecular function: GTP binding; GTPase activity. NCBI's taxonomy places the organism in Eukaryota, Metazoa, Chordata, Actinopteri, Centrarchiformes, Centrarchidae. The transcript is spliced from 3 exons. Gene Ontology annotation, biological process: intracellular protein transport; vesicle-mediated transport. The record is from RefSeq and is a predicted model, not a curated record. Bases 426 to 1028 code for a protein of 200 amino acids. Gene Ontology annotation, cellular component: cytoplasm.